This is a messenger RNA of Rotaria sordida, 1398 nucleotides long. NCBI's taxonomy places the organism in Eukaryota, Metazoa, Rotifera, Eurotatoria, Philodinida, Philodinidae. The record is from the annotation of a GenBank genome assembly.
AUGACCUCAACUUCAACUACGAAAACUUUUUCAUUAUCAUCAUGUGAUUGGAUAGGUUUUGAUUUGGAUCAUACAUUAAUUCGUUAUCGUUUACUUGAACUUCAUACAUUAAUUUAUCAAUCACUCUGUCAAUAUCUCGUUGAUACACAUCAAUACAAUUCUCAUUUACUUGAAAUUCCGUAUGAUAAUUAUUUUGGUGUUAAAGCUUUAAUUUAUGAUAGUCUGUAUGGAAAUUUAAUCCAAUUAGAUUCAAAUGGAUUAGUUCAUACAGCAUUACAUGGUGUUAAUACACGUUUAUCAUCUGAAAAAAUUAAAGAAAUUUAUCCAAAUGCAUUCGAAGCUAUUGAAGAAGAUACUAGUAAACGUUUUUUAUGUAUUUUUACGUAUUUUGAACAUAGUGUAUCAUAUUUAAUAGCAAAUAUUGUUGAUUUAAUUGAUAAAGAAAAUUUAUAUGAAAAAUCUUCAAAAAAUCAAAUUAAUUUAAUGAAAAAAUAUAAUUUUUUUCUAAUAGAUCUUAAUAACGGAUUUAAUUAUUUAUUUAAUGAUUUUCAACGUGGAAAUUAUUUUUCAUCAAUACGUGAAAAUCCAAAUAAAUUUAUAUAUAAACGUUUAGAUGUUCGACAAUGGUUAGAAAAAUUAAAAAAAUCAAAUAAAAAAUUAUUUUUAGCAACAAAUUCACGUUUUGAUUAUACAAAUUUAUUAACAACUUAUGCAUUUGGUAAUGAUUGGCAAAAUCUAUUUGAUUUUAUUAUUGUUGAUUGUAAAAAACCUUCAUUUUUUAAUAAUUUAAAUAAACAAUCAUUUUAUCGAGUUAUUAAUGAUAAUAAUAUAAUACCAGUUACUAUUGAUGAAAUAAUUAAAAAUUUUAAUCAAAAUUAUAUUUAUUCAUUAGGUAAUAGUGAAGAUUUACAUUUAAUUAUGAGUCAAAUAAGUAAUAAAGAUCCUAUAGUUAUAUAUUUUGGUGAUCAUAUUAAAUCCGAUAUAAAUGCAUUAAAACGUCAUACAAAUUGGUUAGCUGGAAUUAUAAUUGAAGAACUUGAAUUUGAUUUACCACCAACAAUAAUUCAUACAACUAAACAUCAUUUAUCAAAUCGAUUAUUAAUAAAUGAUGAAUCUUAUAUUAAAGGAAAUCGAUCAAAAUUUUUUUCUAGUUUUUUUACUUCACCUUCUGAUUCAAUUAUUUUCGAUCAUGAUAAUAUAAAUCAAACUAAAUUUGAACAAACUGAACCUGAUACUAUAUUACCAUCUUUAUCAUCUUAUUGGUAUACAUAUAUAACAAAACAUGCACAUUUAAGUUUAAGUUGUUUAAGUGUAUUAGCAAAUCAUUUAGAUUUAGAUCAUCAAUUUCAACAUGAUGAAAAUACUAAACAUUUUAUUUUAUUACAGAAAAGUGAAUAA